CUGCAGAAUCUGUUGGCGCUCUACAAAUAACCAAUAAUAAUAAUAAAACAUUUUGGGUUUCAUGUCCCUUUAAAUUACACUGUUUUUCACAUUUUGUUUUAAACUAACUUUUAAAAAGAUACCAUGUAAAGAGUGAUUGAUUUAUUUCUAUUACUUUUUUUUCCCAGGUGUAAACAAUGCUAAAAUUUUAUGUAAAAUGGAACAAACAGAGGCUCAGUGGCUAGCAAAUAUGCCAGAAACUGCAAAGCAGGAAAUAUGUGACAAUAUAAAUACAGGUGUAAACAAUGAUAACAUUUUAUGUAAAACGGAACAAACAGAAGCUCAGUGGCUAGCAAAUAUGCCAGAAGCUACAAAGCAGGAAAUAUGUGACAAUAUAAAUACAGGUGUAAACAAUGAUAACAUUUUAUGUAACACGGAACAAACAGAGGCUCAGUGGCUAGCAAAUAUGCCAGAAGCUACAAAGCAGGAAAUAUGUGACAAUAUAAAUACAGUUGUAAACGAUGCUAAAAUUUUAUGUAAAACGGAACAAACAGAAGCUCAGUGGCUAGCAAAUUUGCCAGAAGCUGCAAAGCAGGAAAUAUGUGACAAUAUAAAUACAGGUGUAAACGAUGCUAAAAUUUUAUGUAACACGGAACAAACAGAGGCUCAGUGGCUAGCAAAUAUGCCAGAAACUGCAAAGCAGGAAAUAUGUGACAAUAUAAAUACAGGUUUAAACGAUGCUAAAAUAUUAUGUAACACGGAACAAACAGAAGCUCAGUGGCUAGCAAAUAUGCCAGAAGCUACAAAUCAGGAAAUAUGUGACAAUAUAAAUACAGGUGAAUUCACAAACUGCAAGAAUCUUAGUCAUGAUCAGAGUGCAGAUGCUUCUUUACAUCUUCAAAAUCAAAGAAGCCAAGUGGGAAAUGUAUGUUCUGAAUGUGGGAAAUGUUUUCUUAAGAAAUCACAUCUUUCUAAACCUCAGAAAAUUCAUACAGGAGAAAAGCCAUUUUCCUGUUCUAUAUGUGCGAAAUGUUUAAACUAUAACACAAAUCGUAUUGCUCAUCAGAGAAUUCACACAGGAGAGAAAGCAUUUUCAUGUUCUGACUGUAGGAAAUGUUUUACUCAGAAAUCAAAUCUUGUUAGGCAUCAGAAAACUCAUACAGGAGGGAAAGCAUUUUCAUGUUCUGACUGUGGGAAAUGUUUUACUCGGAAAUCAAAGCUUAUUGCACAUCUGAAAAUUCAUACAGGAGAGAAAGCAUUUUCAUGUUCUGACUGUGGGAAAUGUUUUAUUUGGAAAUCAAAGCUUAUUGAACAUCAGAAAAUUCAUACAGGAGAGAAAGCAUUUUCAUGUUCUGACUGUGGGAAAUGUUUUGCUAUGAAAUCAAAUUUUACUAAACAUCAGAAAGUUCAUACAGGAGAGAAAGCAUUUUCAUGUUCUGACUGUGGGAAAUGGUUUUCUAAGAAAUCACAUUUUAUUGAUCAUCAGAGAAUUCACACAGGAGAGAAAGCAUUUUCAUGUUCUGACUGUAGGAAAUGUUUUACUCAGAAAUCAAAUCUUGUUAGGCAUCAGAAAACUCAUACAGGACAGAAAGCAUUUUCAUGUUCUGACUGUGGGAAAUGUUUUACUCGGAAAUCAAAGCUUAUUGCACAUCUGAAAAUUCAUACAGGAGAGAAAGCAUUUUCAUGUUCUGACUGUGGGAAAUGUUUUACUAUGAAACCAAAACUUAUUAGGCAUCAGAAAACUCAUUCAAAGAAAUCAGUUUAACCUCCUGGUACAGAGGGUGACAUGUAGUUGUCACUCACACAAUAUCAAGUGCUGAUGAUGACUGCAUGUGACCCCCUGAUGUGCACAGUUUUGCACUUGUUUGAGGCCCCUUUUUCACCUCAAGCAUUUAUGAGGUGAGCCCAGGGUGGAUUUGAUUUAAAUCAAUUUGAUUUAAUUCAUGAUUUAGGAGAGAAGAAAACAGAGGCGCCCAAUGGCCUAAUACCAUAUACACAGAGUUAAUACAGGUAAGCAAAGUGGAUACUCACAAACGGAUAGCACCUGAGGGUGCAAACAGAGCAGACUGGAACGUCACAGGAUAUGAGAUAUACAUAUAUAAAAGAAUUACUAUGCUAAUCAUAAUCAUGCAAUGAUAAAGCUUUACGAAAAAUAUAUAAAGACAAAUAAUAAAAUUAAAUUGGAGAUGUUAAUCUUAAAGUCAUUUACAAUUGUAUUACAUAUAUGAUUCAGGAAACACCAUUAUUUUUGCUAAGGUCCCUUUAAGGAUUAACCAGAUAAACUAGAGAUUUCAAUCAAUGACAUGAAUAAAGAGGACAAAGAA
Bombina bombina (fire-bellied toad) is the source of this 2303-nucleotide messenger RNA. RefSeq names its product zinc finger protein OZF-like. Bases 197 to 1744 code for a protein of 515 amino acids. Lineage: Eukaryota; Metazoa; Chordata; Amphibia; Anura; Bombinatoridae. Gene Ontology annotation, biological process: regulation of cytokine production; negative regulation of transcription by RNA polymerase II; regulation of immune system process. The record is from RefSeq and is a predicted model, not a curated record. The transcript is spliced from 7 exons.